GCCAAAAUCCAGCAUGUGCGCAUCUUAUUUUCUCCAAAUGUUCGAAAAGCGCCGGCACCCUAAUGGACCCUGCAAGGACAUACCUUGUUGCCUAUCCCCUACAUAAGAGACUUCCAUUUGUCCAUCAAUUUCUAAACGCAAAAUCUUCGAUGAGAAGAUGCUAGGGAUUUGUGCACGUCAUUUACGCUCCAACGUUCUUUCGAUUUUGCUUUUGGGUAUCAUGAAACAUACCAUGUCUCAUGAUCAUUCAUCAUUACUUCUUCACCCUGGGCUGGUAUACCACCGCCCAUAUACCCUAGGGGGCGUUUUGGAAUCUUUACUUCACUUUGCUUACUGUUUGCUCGAUGGGAGCCUGAGUCGCAUGGGUGGUUGCAUGUGUGGUACUUCGCGAGGGCAAGGUGCGUGGUCAGGCACCAACUGUUUGGGAGCAUGGUGGCUGGGCAGUGCAGGGACUGCAGCCACCAGGGACGCAGGGCAGGCAGAUCCGUCGCACAAAUCGACGUGCCGGGGUACCACCUCACACAAGACAAGAAUCAAGACGUCCAAUUCCCUGACAAUACCUACCUGAUCGCCAGAUCACCACUGUCGUGCAAUGCAUUAAACUCCUCUAUUGAUGACGUCCGAGACUGGCAAGAUUCACGAUCCGCAUUCAGGAUUGCUACAAGCAUCCCGAAACGUUAAACGCAGGGACCAUCUGUUAGUCGAAACAGCCGCUCUUUUGCUCGCGUGCCGUC
Molecule: messenger RNA, 734 nt
Organism: Didymella exigua CBS 183.55
Lineage: Eukaryota; Fungi; Ascomycota; Dothideomycetes; Pleosporales; Didymellaceae
Exons: 1
Coding region: 158-568 (136 amino acids)
Source: RefSeq, a predicted model, not a curated record